Clarias gariepinus (North African catfish) is the source of this 6515-nucleotide messenger RNA. RefSeq names its product insulin receptor substrate 1-B. The record is from RefSeq and is a predicted model, not a curated record. NCBI's taxonomy places the organism in Eukaryota, Metazoa, Chordata, Actinopteri, Siluriformes, Clariidae. The transcript has 3 exons. Gene Ontology annotation, molecular function: phosphatidylinositol 3-kinase binding; insulin receptor binding. Gene Ontology annotation, cellular component: plasma membrane; cytosol. Gene Ontology annotation, biological process: insulin receptor signaling pathway. The coding region runs from base 365 to 4033 and encodes 1222 amino acids.
UACACACACACAUGCGCGCGCUCUUUAACUAGGGGGACGGGGGGUGAGUGACAGGCUGCGCAGUAGGAGCAGAGGCGAUGCUGGCUGUCUGUCCUACUGUACACUCGUGCUAUUCACACAUCGACACAAGAGGCUUUCACACACUUUAACGAGCCGUUAGGUUGAUGACUUUCCCCCCCUUGAAACAAGAACGAGGACACACCGUGUGUGUGUGUGUGUGUGUGGAAGCAGACGCACACGAGCGAGUCUCGCAUGCACGACGAGCGACUUUUUUUUCCAGAAGGAAGGAGAGGAAAACACCGCGAGCCGUGCUCCAGUGUGAGUGAGUGAAUGAAUGAAGACGGGACGGGAUUAAGAGAGCGCGAUGGAGAGCGAGGCUCCGAGCUGCGAGGACGUGCGGAAGAGCGGCUACCUGCGCAAGCAGAAGUCCAUGCACCGGCGCUACUUCGUGCUGCGCGCGGCCUCGGCGCGGGGUCCGGCCCGCCUCGAGUACUACGAGAGCGAGAAGAAGUUCCGCGGCGGCAAGGCGACGGCGCCCAAGCGCGCGCUCGCGCUCGAGACCUGCUUCAACAUCAACAAGCGCGCGGACGCCAAGCACAAGCACAUGAUCGUGCUGUACUCGCGCGCGGAGAGCUUCGCCGUGGCCGCGGAGAGCGAGGAAGACCAGGACGAGUGGUACCGCGCGCUGCUCGAGCUGCACUGCAAGAGUAAAGCAGUCUGUGAUGGUAAUUCUGGAGACUAUGGUGUGCCAUCGCCUGGACCUGCGUUUAAGGAGGUCUGGCAAGUUAAAGUUUGGCCGAAAGGUCUUGGGCAAGCUAAAAACCUAGUGGGUAUAUACCGACUCUGCCUUACAGAUAAGACCGUCAACUUUGUCAAGCUCAACUCAGAUGCAGCAGCUGUUGUAUUGCAGCUUAUGAAUGUGAGACGUUGUGGCCAUUCUGAAAAUUUCUUCUUUGUGGAGGUUGGCCGAUCAGCAGUGACUGGCCCUGGUGAGUUCUGGAUGCAGGUAGAGGAUUCAGUCGUGGCACAAAACAUGCAUGAGACUCUACUUGAAGCCAUGAAGUCCCUAAGUGAGGAGUUUCGUCAACGCAGUAAGUCACAGUCUACUACAGCAGGAGGAGGUGGUGGUGCUAUUCCAUCUAAUCCAAUCAGUGUUCCAUCUCGUCGCCACCACCCAAACCCUCCACCCAGCCAAGUGGGUUUCAUCAGACGACCUCGCACAGAGCCACCCGGAACCACUGGAGGAGGAAGUGGCACUAGCAACAAUGCCUCACCUACACCUCGCCAUGCGUUAUCGAGACCCUGUAGCUCCAGUGAUGGCGCAAAAGUAGAGGAUGGCAUGAAUGCCGGGACAAAGGGUGUAAAUUCCUGUUCAAGUCCCACAACAAAUGGAUCCUGUUCUAGCACACCUAUUCUCAGGUCUACGUCUGUACGUGGUCCCACACCAGUCAAGCCACAGCAUGCUCUAAUGAGGUCCAUCUCAAAUCCAGCCACUUCACCUGCCCAGAACCUCUCCUCCUACUCAGCCAGUGGGUCAGAAUUUGUAGGCACAGGUCCCGGAACUACUGCUGCUGGUGGGGAUGGAAAUGGAAACACGUACAAUCGAAUGCCUCUGCGCCAGCCAUCAGUUUCUGGUUCAUUCAGUGACUAUGGUUCUUCAGAUGAAUACGGUUCCAGCCCAGGUGAGCAUUCUUUGCUGACUGCAACUGUUCAGACAGAUUCUGUAGGUAGCUCCGGUGGGGAUGAAGCUGCCAACUAUAUCCUUAUGGCACAGAAAGGGGCAUUCAAUUCAUUGCCAACUGACAACUCUGUGCCUCAGAUUAGAAGGGUUCUGCGACGUUCUUCGGGGCGUGAAUGUGACAAUGAACGUAGGAUGAUCAGUAAAAGGGCAUCUCUUCCUCCCAUGGCUCUUGAGAGACUUGGCACUUAUCGCAGAGGAGCAGAUAUAGAGAUUGAGGAGGACAACUAUGCUAUAAUGUCUCGAAGUACUAGUCGUGAGUCUUUCAGCUCACGCCAGGAUUCAGAAUCAGUUGUUGGUGGAACCAGAUAUCUGGAUGUAGCUGCAGAGUCUAAAGCUGACACGGAAAACUGUGGAUCAGAUGGAUCAACUGUUACCAGUAACGGUAAUGUGGGUAGUGACAAUGGAUACAUGUCCAUGUUGCCAGGGGUAACGUCUCCUCCAGUGUCCCUCUCUCACUCGUUGUCAGUAGCAGUGUCAGACUCAAAACCUGCAGAUGACUAUAUGGCUAUGACUCCCAACAAUAGUAUUUCACUUCCUCAGCAGAUCCACCUUCCUACUUCUAACACAGAUGGCUAUAUGUUGAUGUCGCCAAAUAGCAGCUGCUCCCCAGAUCAGCGUGUGGUUUCAGGAGCCUGGGUUGGCAGGAACAGUGCAGACAGUAGGCCUGGCAGUGAUUAUAUGAACAUGUCACCUAUCAGUUUACGUGCCAACAGCACUCAUUCUCCUCAAGAGUCUCUUACAGCAUCUGAAAAACGUCCUCAGCAACCUCCCCCCAAAAUGGUAUAUUCUUACUAUUCCCUACCCCGUUCUUAUAAACACAACAGCACUAAACACUUUGAGGAUGGUUUAGGAAAAGGAAAGUGUACUGAACAUGGAAAUGGUGGGGGUCAAGGUUUUGGCAGUUCUAAAGGCACAUCCAAUUAUCAAGAACCUGGAGUUGGACGGCACUUUUCUUUUUCCUCCUCAUCAUACUCGUCCAGUUCAGCUAGCAGUGAAAGUCUGGGCGAGAGUGAAGAAAGGACCCAGGUGAGAAGGAGAGCUGCAGGGGCCCAAGUAAAGGGUGGGUCUGGGGCAGCUAAACAAGCACAUAGCCAGAGAAACCGUCCUCUUAGUUUGUUUGUGGAUGUCUCUAAAGCCAAUACCUUACCUAGGGUCCGUGAGACCCCAGCCCCGCCUGAGCCUAAAAGUCCUGGUGAAUAUGUCAGUAUAGAGUUCAAGAGUGAGCGAAGCAUUAGAGAAGUAGUUAGAGGACCUAGACAGGAUGGUUCUAUUCCUGCCAACUCACAACGCCCCUUGCCUAGACCUACUUCUUGUGUGGCUGGGUUCUUGCCACAUCCCAGCAGCCCCUCCUCUGUUCUUUCUCCAUCUGUUGCUUCAGAAUAUGUCAACAUGGAGCUAGGAGCCUCCCCAUCACCAUCUUCCUUUUCCCUCACUCCGCUUGGUUUCCCUUCUUUUCCCACUCCUCCAACCCCACCUGCAACAACCCCCAAGGCUUGGGAUGAGCAGAUAACAAUACAACAUGAAGAAGAGGGUGAAGUAGAAAUCGGACAUAGUGGGCAUCAGCCUUCAUCACCUUCUCAGUCAGUGGACUUGCCUAUGCUACGUGCAGACUACACAGAAAUGGUCUUUGGAUUGAGCUCAGACACGACCACUAGUUCUACAACAGCUAAAGAAACCCUGCUGGACAGACAAGAAUCCAUGGUUCCCACUUUAAGCCUGGGGCUUAAUUUAGAUUUUCCUAUUUCCAAAGCCCCAAAUCCAGAUCAUGGUGCUAAGGUAAUAAGGGCAGACCCUCAAGCUCGACGGCGCCACUGUUCUGAAACAUUUUUGGCCCCUUCUUCUUUGUCCUCAUGUCCUGUAAGUUCCUCCUCUUCUAUGUGCAUGAUCAAUGAUCACACCCAAGCCAUAGCACGACGACUUGGUUUAGAUGGCAUUUUGAGCAGCAGUGGAAACUUGGUAGAUAUACCAAAUCAACAUGCCAGCCAUGGAUUACCUAACACAAAUACUACUCAGAUCUCACCCACAGAGCAAGGCCUCAACUAUAUAGACCUAGACUUGGCUACGAGAGAAAGCUCACAUCUUGCUGUUGAUGCACAAACUUCUGGCCAAACAGCAGCACGGUUAUUUUCAACUGUUUUAAGUACUGGAGCGUCUGGAGGUGCUGGAGGAGCAGGAGGUCUGAGCAGCAAUGCUUCAAAUCUCAACACAUAUGCUAGCAUUGACUUCUACAAGUCAGAGGAGCUACGUUCACACCAGGGCAGCAACAGCAGCAAGGACGGUACUGAGUGUUGAAGUAUUGUCCUGGUUCUCUUGGAUACCAAGGAAUGAAGUCCUAGAGUUUUCCUUGACUGUUGAAACAAACAGGCAGCAAGAGGCAUGAGUGUGUGCGUGCGCACAAGGUCCAGCUGCCUCUUUGACACUUUGGAAAAAGACUGAUAAACCAUUUCAUUUCUGUUUUUAGUUUGACUUGUUGCUGCAACCAGGAGUAAGUGCCAAAAGAACUCUCCUUGCUGCCCAGAUUGGUUUUGUAACAAAUAAAACCCAUAGCCAAUCAGAGGACAGAAUAAAAAAAACGCCUCCCUAGAGAUAGCCAAUCAGGUACGGCCAUCAGGCAAGUGAACACUUAGGCAAAAGGAUUCAGUCGAACAAUGGAACUACAGGGAUUACAGUUCUUGAAUUAUGAAUAGCUUGAAGACGUGUCUCUUGGUUUGAUUGUAGGUUUUUGAAAGAAGCUUGAUUUUGACUGAGGAAUUGCUGGAAAGGCAAAAUCCCCAAGAGAAAGAUGUCUAACUACAAUUCUGAUGAUGGUGAUGCUCUAAGAGUCUGUGCUGUGAUGUUUAGUUAAUUAGUAUAGCAGCUUUCCCAGAAGCCUCAGUACUGAACUCUCUCACUACUAACUGUGUCUUGCUGAUUGCUUCUCACAACCCUGUCUAUAGAUCUCACCUCUCCCAGUUUCCUGACUCUUCUCUCCCGUUUUGCUUCAUUCUUUGACGUUGUUUCGCUACUUCUGGCUUUUUAUUUUACGUUCAAUUUUGAUGUGAUUUUAAUGUCUCAACUAUGCAGGAGUACUUCAGUGCCUAUCUGUAAUUUUACACUUCUCUCAUGUUCUUAUUCAGCCUCUGCUCCUACGGUAGCAUGUAGCCCAGUGCGCUAUUUUUAUCUGUACUCUUUAGGGGUGUUUCUCCACGAUGGUACCUGCUGUUACUUACCUCAUGCAGACAUGCUAGCUGAUCCAGUCCAUGGUGGACUGUACAAAUUAUGUUUCAAAUAGGAAUGUGAAAAACAUUGUCAAUCUUAAGAGUUCUGAAGAUGUUACGCUUUGUCACCGAUUUCAGACCUUUGCUGGUUUUCUUGCAGUGUUUAAAAUCAUCAGUGUAAAAGGUGGUAACAUCUCUGUUGGCAUGAAAUACCAGCCUCCAUAUUGGUCGAUGUAAUCAAAGGCAAACAGUGCCAAAGUUCGAGUAUACGGAACUCUGCUUAUAGUUCUCUAAUGUCAUGGAUAAUUUUAUAAUGCUUUUCUGUUUUUCAUUUUCUGGCAUUAUUCUAUUUUUUUUAAUUCAGCUUUUAAUGGUGGCUAACUGCCUUGUGAAGAUCAUUUUCAGUUUUACUAUAUUUAUGUGUAGGGAGAAGGCUGUUGUUGCACAAUGACCUGCCUCUAAAAAGACAUUUUAAGUGUAAACCUCAAUAUCACACGCAAAAUAUGCUUACUAAAUCAUUCUUUAAAUACACAGACUACACAGUAUGAUUAUAUGUAUACAGUUUAUUUACUAAAGAAUACACAGAAGAAUUCAGUUUUAGCUCAUGCUAAAAUGUAUACAUGCAUAUUUUAAUAUUCCUGUCGUUUUAAUGAGACAAACUGUAAACACCGAAGUGUGAGAUCGCCUGACCUGAUAGUGAGUAUCAGAGUAUCAGUUCCCUGAUAAACACGGAAAACGUUUUCUAGCCAGGGACCCAUUUGACUGUAAAAUAAAUUUUACAGGCUCUCUUAGCGCCCCUUUUUUUCUAUGACAAUACUCCAAGUAUUACAAUAUAAGACUUACUGAAAGCAUGCUUUAAAUUCUUGAACGGAACACCAUAGGUCCAAGUUAACAUUAUUUAUAUAAGUGACUUUUUAGCUUUUAGGGCUUAAAUUUUACUUUUCAAUUCAGUUCACCAGUCUAAUAGACCAAUACCAGAAGAACUCAGUCAUACAUAUAAUAACUGAUAAUGGUGGAUUUGUGAUUGUGAUUGUAAAAAAAAAAAAUAAUAAGCACAUUGUUAUUAAGCUUCUGAUUUUUAUCAGAGGCCCAGUGAUUAAACAGGUAGCAUAUAGAGUAUUACAGCGACCCAAACGGAGUGCCCUUAUAACCAGUAUUACAUUUUGAAAACAUAAUAGGGUCAUACAGAAAAAAAUGUCUAACAAGUGUCUUUCAGCGAGGCCAGGCAUGGAACAACAGACAUCCUCUCCCUCUAUCUAUCUUUAAUUCUACAACAAAUCCAUGUACAAGGAUAUACCUUAUUGUAUAUUGAGAGUAACACAGUUGAUUUUGCUACAUCAGUGUAAAAUAUCUUUUUGUAUUUUCGGAGCAUUCCCACAAUAUGUUUUGCUGCUGGUUCUACUAGUUUUUUGGGGGUUGGGAGUUAGAGCUUAGCACCUGGGUUAAUGUUGAUUUCAUGUGCUAGAAUUAUGUUUCCUGUGAAUUAGAGUCGCUUGUGUCAUACUGCAGUGUGAGCUGCCCAUUUGUGUUACUCAUGUGUUCAUGAUUCUCUGUUCAGGAAAUUAUAAAAAAAGAAA